AUGUUAAAUUAUACUGAUAAAAUAAAUAUUAGAAAAAUUUUUAAACUACCAUUCCAUGUAGGGAUCAGACAACAGUUAAUGAUGCUAGUUUUGAUGGUAGCGUUAUGUUCUUUGAUCAUAUUGUCUGUUAUCACAGGUAUAUAUUUCACUGCAAAUUAUAAAUCACUACGGGCCGAUAGAUUAUAUGUUGCAGCCCAACUAAAAUCAUCUCAGAUCGAUCAAAAUUUAAAUUAUUUAUAUUACCAAUGUUAUUGGUUGAGCGAGAGAGCGGAAAUAGAAAAUGCCUUGAUAAGUUAUAGAGCAGGCAACACUUCAUCCUCCAACUGGGAGGAAUCAUUAGUAAUUUUGGAAAAGUUUUUGGGAUCUUCGGAUUUGUUUACUAAUGUACAGUUGUACGAUUCGAACUAUCAAGGUGUUUUGAACAUCACAAACAAUGGAAGUGGGAACUUGAUACCCUCUCAUGUUUUAACUGAACUAUUUCCCCUAUCAGAUGAUAUAGCAGUGCCGUCUUCUCUAAUAAGUGCAGGUAUUCUUACAGAUCCUGUUUUAAACGGGAGUAAUUAUUUGAUGUCCAUGUCCUUGCCCGUUUUUGCUAGUGUUUCAGUUUUAAUACCGACAUCCCAGAUAUUUGGCUAUAUAACAAUUGCUAUGUCUGCAGAUGGGUUGAAGAGCGUAUUUAAUGACACAACAGCUUUGGGGAAAUCUGAUGUAUCAAUUAUUUCUGCCUUGUACACAAAUGGCACACUUACAAACUAUCACUAUAUUUUCCCGCCAAGCGGAUAUUCGAGUAGCAUUAUUAACCUGAGUUUUCCCAUCCCCAAUGGUUCCUUUAUUCAAACCGCAUUCACAUCAUCCAAUGGUGGCUCAUUGAAAAAGACACAUUUAUUUGCAGGGCAGUCGGUAGCUGCUGGCUACUCAAAAUGUUCUUUUAAAUUAGUCAACUGGGCAGCAAUCAUAACACAACCAGAAGACAUUUUUCUUUCACCUUCAAUAAAAUUAACAAAAAUUAUAAUUGGUGUAGUUAUAGGUAUAGCAGUAGUAAUGUGUCUUAUUAGUUUCCCAUUAGCAGUUUGGGCAGCGAAACCAAUUAUUAGACUUCAGCAGGCCACAGAGAUAAUUGCAGCUGGUAGAGGUUUAAAAUCGUAUCAUGGACACACCCCUUCUUUGAGCAAUGACGGAAGUAACUCAAGCAGUAAUCACAAAAGGAAUAGUUUUGGUGGCUCUUUAGGGUCAUUGGCACAUGGUAAAUUGACUACUGAAAAGCUACAUUUAGAUACAUUUAAUAAUGAUAUCCCUGAUGGAGGCAGUGUAAAUUAUUCUUUGAACUCCAUGAAAACGCACAGUCCAAGUUUAUCGAGGAAAAGAAGUGGUUCAAUACAAAACAGAUCUCAACUGCUUAUCAAUGCACGAGUUCCAGUCUACAGGAGACUAUUUUCAGAUGAACUUUCAGAAUUGACGGAUACUUUUAAUACCAUGACCGAUGAAUUAGAUAGACAUUAUGCUUUGCUUGAAGAUAGGGUACGAGCAAGGACAAAACAAUUAGAGCACGCAAAGAUCGAGGCUGAGUCUGCAAACGAGGCCAAAACUGUUUUUAUUGCAAAUAUCUCUCACGAAUUGAGAACGCCUUUGAACGGUAUCCUAGGUAUGACAGCUAUUGCAAUGGCCGAAAAGGAUAUGGAUAAAGUGCAGAAUAGUUUAAAGCUAAUUUUCCGGUCCGGCGAAUUGUUGUUACACAUUCUUACUGAAUUAUUAACAUUUUCGAAAAACGUUUUAAAAAGAACUAAAUUGGAGGAGAGAGACUUUUUGUUAGAAGACGUUGCAUUACAAAUUAAAUCCAUUUUUGGCAAGUUGGCAAAAGAUCAACAUGUCAAAUUGUCCAUAUUAAUAAUACCAAACAGAGUCAGAAUCAUGGAGCUUUGGGGCGAUUCAAACAGAAUUAUCCAAAUAGUAAUGAAUUUGGUGUCUAAUGCUUUGAAAUUUACUCCGAUAGACGGGAAAGUUGAUGUCAGAUUUAAGUUACUGGGUGAGUAUGAUGAAGUAAAAAGUAAGCAAGAAAAUUACAAGGAAGUUUACAUAAAAUCUGGCACAGAACUUAAUACCACUGGUAAUUUUCAAAUACAUUUAGAAGAGUUAGGUACUAAAAAUAAUAUUGGAACAGAAAUAAAUGAUACUUCAUCGUUGUUUUCAUCUUCAAGUAGCUCAUAUGAUGAUAUGAUAUUCACAUCCCAAUUCAAGAAACCAGUAUCUUCCAGAGUUGAUGAUGCUAAGAGUAAUGAAAUUAAAUUUGAUGAAAAGGACCAACGGACUUGGGUGAUAGCAGUAGAAGUUGAAGAUACUGGACCAGGUAUAGCGGAAUCUUUACAAGAGUCGGUUUUUAAACCCUUUGUUCAGGGAGACCAAACACUUUCCAGACAGUACGGUGGUACCGGUUUGGGGUUAUCAAUUUGCAGGCAGUUAGCAUCAAUGAUGAAAGGUACAAUGAAAUUAGACUCUAAAGUGGAUCAUGGAAGCAAAUUUACCUUUACACUUCCUCUAAGACAAACUGGUGAAGUAAUCUUGGAUGAAGAUCAUGCAAAGUUUGAGGAUGAGUUUAAUCCUUGCAGCAAGUUUAAUAGAAAGGUUAAAUUCAAAAUGGCCAAUAAAAUCAUCACCAAUGAAAAAAUACCAAACAAAAGUACUGAAAGGUUUAUGGAAAAUGAAACUGACGGUGAAAGUGUGUUUAAACGCAAGAAUAGCAAUAGUACGGAUAAAACGCAUCUUGCCAAUAUCAGCAGCACUAGCGCUGUUAGUUUUCGAAACCAAGAUUCAGAGUCCACAGAUGAUUAUUCGUUCGACGUUAAUUCCAAAAUAUCAAACAAGAAUAAUAAAACUGUUGGUACGAUAAGAGUUGACAGACCCUUUUUACAAAGUACUGGCACAGCUACGUCAUCCCGCAACGUUUUAAUCCCAAACACUGCUGGUAGUAGAAUGAGUGAUCGAAAUGAGGAACAUAAAAAGGAAACAAAGGGGGAUGUAUCGCGAGAGGCGAGUACAAAAAUAUUGGUUGCUGAAGAUAAUAACGUUAACCAAGAAGUUAUAAAAAGGAUGUUGAAGUUAGAAGGGUAUACCAAUAUUGAUUUGGCAUGUGAUGGAAGGGAAGCAUUUGAAAAAGUAAAAGAAAUUUUAGAUCUUGCCAAGCAUUACGAUAUUAUAUUUAUGGACGUGCAAAUGCCUAAAGUUGAUGGGUUGGUAUCUACCAAAAUGAUUAGGAACGAUUUACACUAUAAUUACCCUAUUGUUGCCUUGACUGCCUUUGCUGAUGAUAGUAAUAUAAAGGAGUGCUUGGAUUCCGGAAUGGAUGGCUUUUUAUCUAAACCAAUUCAAAGAGCUAAACUACAAAGAGUUUUGAGGGAGUUUUUAACGGAAAAUAAGCCUGAAUAA
Messenger RNA from Saccharomycodes ludwigii, 3420 nucleotides. RefSeq names its product histidine kinase (gene SLN1). Bases 1 to 3420 code for a protein of 1139 amino acids. Gene Ontology annotation, cellular component: membrane. Lineage: Eukaryota; Fungi; Ascomycota; Saccharomycetes; Saccharomycodales; Saccharomycodaceae. The record is from RefSeq and is a predicted model, not a curated record. Gene Ontology annotation, molecular function: phosphorelay sensor kinase activity; histidine phosphotransfer kinase activity. Gene Ontology annotation, biological process: phosphorelay signal transduction system; protein autophosphorylation. The transcript has a single exon.